Messenger RNA from Paramuricea clavata, 2352 nucleotides. The record is from the annotation of a GenBank genome assembly. NCBI's taxonomy places the organism in Eukaryota, Metazoa, Cnidaria, Anthozoa, Malacalcyonacea, Plexauridae.
CUAUGAACGGUAUGAAUCAGUUGAUAUAAUAAUCAUCACUAUUAUUACCUCCGCCAGGAAAUUAUGUUUUUAUUUGUUGAUAGACUAUGGUUUGUAUUGUCUGUCUCUGUUUCUUCUGUCUGGUCUGUCUGUCUGUCUGUCUGUCUGUCUGUCUGUCUGUCUGUCUGUCUGUGUCUUAUCUUCGUUCUUAUCCUCAUUCUUAUUGUAAUCUUUAGUAAUAUCGUUAACCAUAUCGUUGUUCUUAUUCUCUUUGUUAUUUUUAUCUUUUCAUCCAGGGUGCGAUAAUUCGUACCUGACUGGUACUCUAAUUAUGGUUUUUGCCGCGUACUUGAACUGACUUAAGACUCAAGGUGUUCUUAGUCAUUAAAAUGAAAUACAUAAAAUACUCUGAAAGGUAUUCAAUCAAAACUACGAGUCAGAACAAGGAGAACAAUUGUAUAGUUACACAAACCUACAGUUGACUCUAGCAUUCCUUCGUCCCAUGACGGCCAUGAGUGCAAUCAUGUUUCAUGUCAAGAUAUGUCAGAGUUGCACAUACAAACUUAAAUUGCGGUUUUGAAUACUUUGGGUUUGGAAAGGUCAUGUGGUACCAGCAAAAUGUAAGUACGCAGAUAGCAAGAGUUCCGUGUACCUACGUGGUACUUGCAUGGUUGAAAACAAAGGAGUACCAGACCGUAAUAUGACGUACUUCCGGUACGUAAGUACGCGAAUUAUUGCACUCUGUCAUCCUUAUCCCUGUCCUCAUCUUUAUUGUUAUUGUUGUUAUAAUAUAAUUAUUAGUACCAUAACUUUGCUGUGUUGUGGCAACUAUCAAAAUCUUCAUUUUUGUUUUUUCCUUCCAUAACUAAAAGCCAACAAAGUUCGAAGACUGGAAAAGCGUGUUAAAUCUGUCGGUAUGAUUGCUUUGAAAAACAAAGAUGACGAUGAACCAACCUACACAGGUACAGGUUGUGGCUUGUUUCCAAGGAAGAAAGUGAAUCUUAUAUAAUGACUAACUAUCAUGUGAUUUCCGCGAUCAAGCAACACAGACGUCAAACUCAACGCGAAAUCAAAGUCCAUAUCUUAAUUUGCGCAGCCUUAUAUCUCCUAUGUUUAAUUAUUUCAUUUGUUUUUCAAGUGCCUGAUGCAGCUAUGGUAGAAGGCAGCUCGUAGUUUUAACAGUUUGUCAGCCAUGCUUACACUAAAGUAACAAACGCAACUGAUCUCAAAUGUACUUCGCAACUGGAAUUUUAUCGGAAUUUUGUUAUAAGCAUGAACCAUCAAGUAAAAAAAUAAACACGUUAUUUACCGUUUAGGUCGGUAAAUAAAAAAUGAAAGAGGAACAUGGCUGGGAAACAAUGUUUUAUGGUUUGCCCACCUUCGGGAAACAUGACUUGGAAACAAUGUUUCAUGGUUUACCAACAUUUUGAAAUAAAAAAAUUUCUGAAGAAAAUUCUAUCUUGUCUUUUAUUAUAGACAACAUUCGUUCACAAAAAUCAGCACAGAAAAGGAGGAAGAAGCCAAUAAGAUUAUCAAGCACAAAUCCCCGACGAUUGUUAUCGAAAAGAAACUUUGGUGAAAAUAAUGAGUCCCCACGGCCAGUCAAAAUGUGUGGAUCUUGUACUUCAAAAGACGAAACACAGCUUUCAAGUGACCGGGACAAAUGGCCCAUUGGUAAAAUCGAAAAUGGUUGUUUUCACCAAAUUUGCAGUCUACUCGACUUAGCUGUUCGUAGCAAGGAACCACUUAUGAGCGCUUUAGAUGGCUUCGACCAAACAACGGCUGCAGGUAUUAAAACAAAAUAUGAAGCAAAGGGAGGAUUGGGGACUGCCGAAGAAGUACUCGGUAAGUGGGGAUCAAGAAAUCAAGAAAAUAAUGUGGGGGCUCUUAAGAAGAUUCUUAAAGAUACCAUGCAAAGGGAUGACGUUGUUAUCGAGAUUGAAAAAUGGGAGAAUUUGAGAGUUUGUCAUGGAUGCGGUAUUAAAUUGAACAAACCACACUGAUCUCAACACUACUGAAUGUAUCAUAUUUCUAUAAAUAUUAAGUGUACAAAUUUAAUAACAUUUUGGCUAUUGCAGAUAUAACGGCCAAAUAAUAGCUCAUGUGCUUGUACAGACAGAUAAAUAACAUGGUAAUUGGUAAUUGGUAUUUUAGUUAGUUAAUUUUGUAAUUUUUUAUGUGUGAGCUAUUCCGUUUGCUAAAUGGUAUUAAUCCAUUUAAUUUGAAAAAAAAAAUUAGUUUUGCCUAAAAUAACUUCAUGACUUCUAUAUAAUUAACAACAAUUGCACCUAAUUAUAAAAUUAACUAACUAACUACAACCACUAAUAUGUCAAUAUUCUUAGGGGCGGACCAUUAGAAAAGUGAGGGGGGGGU